Molecule: messenger RNA, 2150 nt
Organism: Cynara cardunculus var. scolymus (artichoke)
Lineage: Eukaryota; Viridiplantae; Streptophyta; Magnoliopsida; Asterales; Asteraceae
Product: NADP-dependent malic enzyme, chloroplastic-like
Exons: 20
Coding region: 66-1991 (641 amino acids)
Biological process (GO): malate metabolic process; pyruvate metabolic process
Cellular component (GO): chloroplast
Molecular function (GO): malate dehydrogenase (decarboxylating) (NADP+) activity; NAD binding; malate dehydrogenase (decarboxylating) (NAD+) activity
Source: RefSeq, a predicted model, not a curated record
ACACCACACCAAUCACUCGUCACUCAAACCAAAAGGGAUACAUUUCAAAUCCCUCGUUCGUCAUCAUGUCUUCGAGAGGGAGCUCAUUUCUGCAGAAUAACUCCCUUUCUGGGGUUUCAAGAAUGACGAAAUCACAGUCGUUGAGAGUGUCGAUUCAUCCUCCGAUGGUGGUAGCAAUGAUGAACCCUAAUACCCGCCCCGAUAGAAACGUCGCCGUUUCUGUGGAGAGUGCUGUGAAGGAGGUGAAUGCUCCGAUGGCGGUUGAAAUCGUCGAGUGUAAAUCGAAGCAAAACGCCACCGUUGUUGAUGACGUGUACAGCGAAGAUACAGCCACCGAGGAUACUCCUUGGGCUGUUUCUGUUGCCAGUGGGUACUCGUUGCUGCGGAACCCGCAUCACAAUAAAGGUCUGGCGUUCACCGAAAAGGAGAGGGAUGCUCAUUACAUUCGUGGUCUUCUUCCACCGGUUGUUGUUAAUCAGAAUCUUCAGGUUAAAAAGAUGAUGAAUAAUAUCCGUCAAUAUGACGUACCGCUGCAUAAGUACCAGGCCAUGAUGGAUCUUCAGGAGAGAAAUGAGAGGUUGUUUUACAAACUGCUUAUUGAUAACGUUGAGGAGCUUCUUCCGAUUGUCUACACUCCAACGGUUGGUGAAGCGUGCCAAAAGUAUGGGAGUAUUUUCAAGCAGCCGCAGGGUCUUUUUAUUAGUUUAAAAGACAAAGGGAGGAUUCUCGAGAUACUUAAGAAUUGGCCGGAGAAAAAGAUUCAAGUUAUUGUGGUCACAGAUGGCGAACGAAUCUUGGGACUUGGAGACCUUGGCUGCCAGGGGAUGGGGAUACCCGUGGGAAAGUUAUCUCUUUAUACCGCUCUUGGAGGUAUUCGUCCUUCAGCUUGCUUACCCGUAACCAUUGAUGUGGGCACAAACAACGAGAAGCUGCUGAAUGAUGAGUUCUACAUUGGUCUGAGGCAAAGGAGAGCAACUGGGCAGGAAUAUGCUGAACUUAUGAACGAGUUUAUGUCUGCUGUCAAGCAGAACUACGGUGAGAAGGUGCUUAUUCAGUUUGAGGAUUUUGCUAACCACAAUGCCUUUGAUCUUCUUGCAAAAUACAGUGCCACCCACCUAGUUUUUAACGAUGAUAUACAGGGGACAGCAUCCGUGGUACUUGCAGGGCUUAUAUCUGCACUAAAAUUAGUCGGUGGAUCUUUAGCUGACCAACGGUUUCUAUUCCUUGGAGCUGGAGAGGCUGGCACGGGCAUUGCUGAACUCAUAGCACUCGAAAUAUCAAAACAGACUCGAGCACCACUAGAAGAGAGUCGGAAGAAGGUUUGGCUUGUAGACUCUAAGGGGUUGAUCGUUAGAUCCCGCUUAGAUUCACUUCAACAUUUCAAGAAACCUUGGUCCCACGAACACGAACCCGUUAAAGAACUCCUGGAUGCCGUCAAGGCAAUCAAGCCAACCGUGUUGAUUGGAUCCUCAGGGGCAGGACAGACAUUUACUAAAGAAGUCGUUGAAGCCAUGUCAUCUCUUAACAAGAAACCUGUUAUUCUUGCUCUUUCCAAUCCAACUUCACAAUCCGAAUGUACUGCUGAGCAAGCUUAUACUUGGAGUGAGGGUCGUGCCAUAUUUGCCAGCGGGAGUCCGUUUGCUCCUGUUGAAUACAAUGGAAAAGUCUAUGUAUCUGGGCAGUCAAACAACGCCUACAUUUUCCCUGGAUUCGGUCUCGGCUUGAUAAUUUCUGGCGCGAUUCGUGUUCACGAUGACAUGCUUUUGGCAGCCUCGGAGGCAUUGGCUGAGCAAGUUAAGCAAGAGCAUUUUGACGAUGGCUUAAUAUAUCCACCCUUCACUAAUAUUCGAAAGAUUUCCGCUCACAUUGCGGCCAAGGUAGCAGCCAAAGCAUAUGAACUCGGUCUGGCGAGCCGGCUUCCUCAACCGGAAAACUUAGUGGCGUAUGCCGAAAGCUGCAUGUACAGCCCGAGUUAUCGAAACUACCGCUAGAUUUUGACGAAAAAUCGAUGCUCUUUCAGUCGUACUAAAGAGCUUUUUUUUGUUGUAUGUUAUGUACGGACAAUCUUUAUUUCGAGUUAUUGCUGAAUGAUAAACUUUUGUAGCCUGUAGGGAUGGUUUAAUACGAACUAAACAAAUUUAGUUUAUUAA